AUGCAACCUAAAUUGAAACUCGGUCCACGUAAGAUUGGAGUUCAGGGUCCGUCGAUCAGAAAGAGAGAAUCACCGAAAGAACCUCAAUUCACCCGAGAUGAGAUAGCGGAACUGAAACGGCUCAGUUCAAUGCUUCCACCUCGUGCAGCGAAGGAGCAAGAUCCUGCUCAACUUGUGCUGAACGCCGCCAACUACAUCCAACAACUCGUCGCAACCGUAGAAGCACGAGUUCACAACGGAACACUUCCAAUCGAAGCGCUUGCGGCUCUACCGCCUGGUUCCGCACGACCUACCAGAGUGCCUGGACAGAAAAAGAAAAGGCGGUCAAUCGAAAAACAACACUAA
This is a messenger RNA of Necator americanus (New World hookworm), 345 nucleotides long. RefSeq lists its product as uncharacterized. The transcript has 3 exons. Bases 1 to 345 code for a protein of 114 amino acids. The record is from RefSeq and is a predicted model, not a curated record. NCBI's taxonomy places the organism in Eukaryota, Metazoa, Nematoda, Chromadorea, Rhabditida, Ancylostomatidae.